UUGUUAGCGAUCACCUAUAUCCUGUAACACACCCACACAGUGGGUCCCAUGAACGUCCAGGUCUCCUCGACUCCGAGCCUGGAGUCGGUGUCCCAGUCCAACCCCCUGGUAAGCCCUGGGGGCACCUAUCGCCCUGACGGCUGUCUGGCCCAGCAGCGCGUGGCCGUGGUGAUUCCGUUCCGAGCUCGGGAGCGCCACCUGGCGCUGCUACUUAAGCAGCUGCACCCCAUGCUCCAGAGACAGCAGGCGCACUACUCGGUCUACGUGAUCACCCAGGCUGGUAACGGGAUUUUCAACCGCGCCAAGCUGAUGAACGUGGGCUACGUGGAAGCGCUCAGAGACGCGCCCUUCGACUGCUUCAUCUUCUCUGACGUCGACCUCAUCCCCCUGGAUGACCGCAACCUCUACCGAUGUGGGGAGCAGCCGCAACACCUCUCAGUGGCCGUAGACAAGUUCGAUUUCAGGCUGCCGUACCUGCAGUCCUUCGGAGGCGUCUCUGCCCUGUCCAGGGCUCAGUUCAAGACAAUCAACGGCUUCUCGAAUCUCUACUGGGGCUGGGGAGGGGAGGAUGAUGACUUCUUUAGACGGACAGUGGCGAGUGGCCUGCACGUCUCCCGGCCCAGAGCGGGGAUCGGGAGGUACACAAUGGUCAAACACAAGGCCGAUGCUCACAACGAGCCCAACCCCCAACGGUUUCACCUGAUCCGGCGGGCAGUUUCACGGAUGAAGUGGGACGGCCUGAAUUCUUUGCACUACUUGCUGGUGAAACGGACGAUGAGCCCCCUCUACACCAACCUCACCGUGAACAUCGGCGGGCUGCAGGGAAGCCGGCUUGAAACAAUCCCCCAGGUCGUACUUCCCACCCAGUUAAGCGUCUUGACGACGCUGUACCGACGUGUUCCUUGAUUAUUGUCCAUUAACCAACGUUCUAACGACGCACGCUCUUGCGUGAGACUUCACCGAGCAGCUGGUUUGGAAUGUCGAGGCCAUAAUUUGAGAAUGGCCAUCGUCGGUCACAGGACGUGGGACGAUGUUCGUCGUCGAUCAGUCACUAAGCACGAGUUCAUUGGUCAACGUGUAAAAACUCAUUCACAAUCCAAUUGUGGAUCUGCAGGGAACAGGUUUCGUAAUCUUCGCAUUGUCAAAUGGUUAUUUGAGCACUCGACGUGGUUCGUUAGAUUCGGUGUGUUUUGAGAACAUGGAGCUGGUCAUUAGUGGAAACUCUCCUUCAAAGACAUCGUAGUAGCUCCAAAGUGGGUUCGUGUGUAUGUGUUUGUUCGCGAGUGGGGAAUGGUGGUGCACGAUUACUAUCCUGCUCGACGAACCCGGCAACACGAGUUUGAUUCCUGUUCGCGGCCAACACCAUUGACAAUUAUCCGAGCUGGUCCUGGGCCUCAAAUUAAUUGACCGCCUUUAAUGAGUAACCUAUAUUAUAUGUAAGUCUUGCAACUUCGGAGACAAAGGUUGCCGGAUGGGGAGUUGGCCAACCAACCCCCUUGUUUGCCAUGCCGGACUUAAUAGGUGUUCAUUAACAUUGUAGAUCAAUAGAUAUCUCAAAACCGUUUAAUUAACUCUCUUGGAAUUUUCAUAUUCUGCUUCCUUCUUCUUGCGGUAGGGUCUGUACCAAACGGCUUUUCUAAGACCCAAUGAUGCCACUUUUCUCACAAUUUACUCCAAGGCCGCAUUUUGCUGCAAGCAGUCUCCAUCAAGAAUACGAUAUUUGAGAAUGAUCGUAGGGUUCCUAGGCAGUGCUUAUGGUGUGCGUGUGUGUUGGUGCAACUUGCUUUGUUGACAUGUAUGGAAACGAGUUAAAUGCUACUUCACCACGCAAGUUAAAAUUAAACAAACAAAAUUUAAAGAUACACAAUAUUGAAAAGACUGCUUGUAAAGUAUUUGUUUUAAUUAUAUAAACUCAGAGGGAUUAAAACUUCUUCUUUGGUUCUUUCGGUAAAGUAUUUUAUCAAUUAUUAUAUAUA
This is a messenger RNA of Petromyzon marinus (sea lamprey), 1976 nucleotides long. Lineage: Eukaryota; Metazoa; Chordata; Hyperoartia; Petromyzontiformes; Petromyzontidae. The record is from RefSeq and is a predicted model, not a curated record.